AUGGGCAACAUGAGUGAGGCGGUGUACCGAUUUCUGAAGGAUCAUGUGACACAGACUGGACAGGCGGAGGUGAACAGGGAGAAGGUGUCCCCCAUGCACCAGAGCAGCAUUGAUGGAGUGGAAGACAUGUCCACGCUGGCAGAGCUCCAUGAGGCCGCCAUCAUGCACAACCUUCAUCAGCGAUACCAGAAAGACAACAUCUAUACUAACAUAGGUUCUAUCCUGGCGGCCGUGAAUCCUUAUAAGCAGAUCAGAGGACUGUAUGAUCUCUCCGCAGUGGAGCUGUACAGCCAGCAUCAUUUGGGCGAGCUGCCGCCACAUAUCUUUGCUAUUGCCAAUGAGUGCUACCGCUGCUUAUGGAAGAGACAUGAUAGCCAAUGUGUGCUAAUAAGUGGUGAAAGUGGAGCUGGGAAAACAGAGAGCACCAAACUACUGCUACAGUUCCUGUCUGUCAUGAGCCAAAACUCUGCCGGGACGCCGCCUACGGAGAAGAUUACAUGCGUGGAGCAAGCCAUCGUACAGAGCAGCCCCAUCAUGGAAGCAUUUGGAAAUGCCAAAACAGUGUACAACAACAACUCCAGUCGCUUUGGGAAAUUUAUUCAGCUUAAUUUCUCUCAAAGCGGGAACAUCCAGGGAGGAUGCAUCGUCGACUAUUUGCUUGAAAAGAAUCGAGUGGAGGGAUCUCCUCUCACAGGCGGAGGGUACUAUCUUCACACCCCCCUGGAACUGUGGAACCUUGUCACUAAUGUGAGCGAGCUCCUGGGUCUGGACAGUUUUCAGUUGUCUGAGGUUCUGACCCAACGUUCCAUGAUCCUCAGAGGAGAAGAGAUCUGCUCUCCUCUCACAGUGGAACAGGCAAUAGAUUCCCGGGAUUCGGUUGCCAUGGCGCUUUAUUCGCAGUGCUUCUCGUGGAUCAUCAUGCGAAUUAAUCAGAAGAUAAAGGGCAAAGAUAAUUUCAAGUCUAUUGGAAUCUUGGACAUCUUCGGUUUUGAGAACUUUGAGGUGAACCGUUUUGAGCAGUUCAACAUUAACUAUGCUAAUGAGAAACUUCAAGAAUAUUUCAACAAACACAUCUUCUCUCUGGAGCAACUAGAGUACAACAGGGAAGGCAUUCACUGGGAAGCCAUUGACUGGAUGGACAAUGCAGAAUGUCUGGAUCUGAUUGAGAAGAAAUUGGGCAUGUUAGCACUGAUUAACGAGGAGAGCCGAUUUCCCAAAGGCACUGACUUCACCCUGCUGGAGAAACUGCAUGGCAGACACUCUACUAAUCCCUAUUAUGUGAAACCCAGACUGGCAGACCAUCAGUUUGGGAUAAAACACUAUGCUGGAGAGGUCUUGUAUGAUGUGAGGGGGAUUUUAGAGAAGAACAGAGACACAUUUAGAGAUGAUAUACUGAACAUGCUGAAGGAUAGUAGAUUGGAUUUCAUCUAUGACCUGUUUGAGCAAGUGAGCAGCAGAAAUAAUGAGGAGACCUUGAAGAUGGGCACGGCAAGAAAAAAGCCCACUCUCAGCUCACAGUUUAGAGACUCUCUUCAUGCCCUAAUGGCCACUCUCAGUGUAUCCAACCCCUUUUUUGUGCGUUGCAUAAAACCCAACAUGGACAAGACCCCAAACAAGCUCGACCCGGAUGUGGUUCUCAAUCAAUUGCGGUACUCUGGCAUGUUGGAGACAGUGAAGAUUCGCAGAGCUGGAUUCCCUGUCCGACGCACCUUUAAAGACUUCUUCAGCAGGUAUACGAUUAUCCUGAAGGAGAAGGAAAAGGCUGCUGUGGCUUCAAAUGGAGAUGAGAAAAAGAAGAGCACAGAUUUGCUGACACUCCACGACAGGACGAAAAAGGAGUGGCAGAUUGGGAAGACCAAGUCUCCAUGCUCGGCUGAGGAGGAGCACCGUCAGAUGGAGGAAAUUCUGCGUUUGGAGCGCGAGAUUGAGCAUCUGCAGAAGAAAAGAGAAGACGGUGUGUCUAUGCUAUGUGAGAGCUCAAGACAGGAACUCCGCUUGCGGCGUGAUGCCGAGAUCCUGCGUCAGAAAAAAGCGGCUUCUCGUGUCGCCACUGAAUUCCUUGAACUGCUCGACACCGGAGGCCCAGAAGUCAUUCCUGGUGAUGCUAAACCACCUGCCUCCAGACCGGCAGCCGCCACUGAGGAAGAGGUAGAUGAAGGCUUCCAUGCAGACGAAGAGUGCAUACCACUUCCCGAGUUCCCUCCUCCAGUGGAAGGUCCAGUGGAUCAGGAAAUCUUAGCCACUCUGCCACCUCCUCCUCCUGCCUUUGCCGAGGGCACGUUGGCUCCAUCUGCACCCAACGUUCCACCUGGGGCUCCUCCCCCGCCUCCUCCUCCCCCUCUCCCUGGCGAUGCCGAAAAGGAAGUUGGAAAGCCUGAAGAGGCUAAAACAGUUAAAGAGGUGGAUGGGAAAAAGGAGGGAGAAGAUGUGGAUCGCACCAGCAGGCUGACUGCAGCGGAGUCUCUUCCAGACACAGAGGAACCCAUCUACAGUGUGCCUGGGGAUGGCGAGUCAGACUAUGACCAAGACGAUCUAGAGGACGGACAGAGCAGCAUUGCGGCGACGGACACAGAACACGUACGCAAGUCCACCUGCACCAACGCAAGCCAGGAGUCUUACAACCGCAGCUCAGAUUCAUAUGCUGACAGCGAUGAUGAGCAUGAUGGGUACGUGGACACAGAUGAGGAGGUAUCCAACGGUAAAGUCAACAUCUUGAAUGGGAACGGACCUCCAUACUUCCACAGUUACCUUUACAUGAAGGCUGGCUUGAUGAUCCCGUGGCGCAGGCGUUGGUGUGUUCUGAAGGACGAAACAUUCAUGUGGUUCCGCUCUAAACAGGAGUCGUUAAAGUCAGGCUGGCUGUACAAGAAGGGCGGCGGUCUAUCCACUCUCUCUCGCAGGAUCUGGAAGAUGCGCUGGUUCGUUCUGCGUGACACCAAGCUCAUGUACUUUGAGAAUGAUAGCGAGGAAAAGCUGAAAGGGACAAUUGACAUCCGCUCAGCCAAGGAGAUUGUGGACAAUCAUGAGAAAGAGAAUGCUCUGAAUAUUGUGACAGAUGAGAGAACAUACCAGGUGUUUGCCGAGUCACCAGAGGAUGCCAGUGGUUGGUUUACCGUGUUGAGUCGGGUCCACAAUGCCACCCCAGAGCAGCUGCUGGAGAUGUCUCAUGAGCAGGCCAACCCAAAGAACGCUGUGGGCACACUGGAUGUUGGAUUGAUUGAUUCAGUUUGUGCUUCAGACAAUCCUGACAGGCCCAAUUCAUUUGUGAUCAUCACAGCCAAUCGUGUGAUCCACUGUAACUCAGACCUGCCGGAGGAAAUGCAUCACUGGAUCAGUCUGCUGCAGAAACCCAAAGGAGACUCCAAGAGUGAUGGACAGGAGUUUCUGGUCAGAGGAUGGCUGCACAAGGAGAUGAAGGCAGGAGCCAAAAGUUCUGCUCUCAAACUAAAAAAGCGCUGGCUUGUCUUGACAAACAACUCUCUGGACUACUACAAGUCUUCUGAACGUAAUGCAUCUAAGAUGGGCACGCUGGUUCUGAACAGCCUGUGCUCUGUGGUCCAGCCGGAGGAGAAAAAGUUUAAAGAGACAGGUUACUGGAACAUCAUAAUUCAUGGCCGUAAACAUUCAUACCGUCUGUACACCAAGAUGCUGAAUGAAGCAAUGCGCUGGGUGUCUGCCAUUCAGGGCGUCAUUGACAAUAAGGCACCCAUUGAAACGCCCACCCAGCAACUUAUUAGGGACAUCAAGGAAAACAGUGUGAACUCUGAGGCUGUGGAACUUAUGUAUCGAAGAAACCCCAUUCUGAGAUAUACCCAGCAUCCCUUACAUUCACCUCUUCUGCCACUACCAUACGGAGAGGUCAGCGAAAGCCUGCAAAAGGAGAAGGGUUAUGGAAGCCUGCAGGAUGAGGCUGUGAAGAUCUUUAACUCUCUUCAGGAAAUGGAGAUAGUUUCAGACCCUGUCGCCAUCAUCCAGGGCAUCCUGCAGACCUGCCACGAUCUGCGGCCACUGAAAGACGAGGUGUACUGUCAGCUGAUCAAACAGACCAAUCACAUGCCCCAACCCAACAGCCCUGCAAACCGCGCACACUGGCACCUGCUCACCUGCAUGAGCUGCACCUUCCUGCCCAGUCGCGCCAUCCUGCGCUACCUCCGAUUCCACUUGAAGAGAGUUAGAGAACGCUAUCCUGGCACUGAGAUUGAGAAGUAUGCCCACUUCAUCGGUGAGUCCCUGAAGAAGACAAAGACCAGGGAGUAUGUGCCCUCUCAGGAGGAGAUCGCCGCCCUGCUGAACAGACAGGAAAUGACAACUACUGUGUACUGCCAUGGAGGAGGGUCUUGCAAGAUAUCCAUCAACUCACACACCACAGCUGGAGAGGUGGUGGAGAAGCUGAUUCGUGGUCUGGCGAUGGAAAACAGCAGGAACAUGUUUUCUUUGUUUGAACACAAUAAGGUGGAGAGUCGGGCCAUAGAAAGCCGCGUAAUUGUGGCAGAUGUGCUCGCGAAGUUUGAGAAGUUGGCAGGUAGUGGAGAAGAGGAGGAGGAAGGGCCCUGGAGGCUAUAUUUCAAGCUCUAUUGCUUUCUUGAUGUGGAAAGCAUGCCCAAAGAGGGAGUAGAAUUUGCCUUCAUGUUUGAGCAGGCUCAUGAGAGUCUCAUCAGUGGUCAUUUCCCAGCCCUUGAGGAAACCCUCCAGCACUUAGCAGCCCUGCGACUGCAGUACAUCCACGGUGACGUGGCCCGUACACCCUGGAGCCUAAGCAGCGUCUACCCUGUUGGACGACUUCGCACCCGCAUACUCCAGUCCACUAAAGCAGGGGGUGCUGGAGUACCCGGGGCUGGUAUAGUAGGGCCAGGAGGUCACACUUUAGAACGCCGGAAGACCAACUUCCUAGACGGGACACUGAGACGCAGCUUCAAGACGGGAUCGCUGAAGAAACAGCGUGUCGAGGAGGAACAGAUGUUGGAGAUGUUUGUAAAGGAGGAGAUGUCAGCUACACUGACCAGCGUGCUGGAGAAAUGGAGCCGUCUACAGGGCAUGCCUCAGCACCAGGCCAUGCUCAGCUACAUGACCAUCAUCAAAGAGUGGCCAGGAUACGGGUCCACACUGUUUGAUGUGGAGUGUAAGGAAGGAGGCUUCCCUCAUGAUCUGUGGCUGGGAGUCAGUGCUGAAAACGUCUCUGUGUACAAACGGGGUGAACCUAAACCACUCGAAACUUUCCAGUAUGAGCACAUUGUUUUCUUCGGAGCACCUCAGCCCAGCACAUACAAAAUCAUUGUUGAUGAAAGAGAGAUGUUCUUCGAGACGUCUCAGGUGGGUGAAAUCACUAAGAUCAUGAAGGCGUACAUCAACAUGAUUGUCAAAAAGCGCUGCAGUAUCAUGUCCAUCACCAGCAACAGCAGCGCCUGGAUGAGGUGAUCGACAACAUAAUGUGUCCAGCAACAUAAUGUGAUGAAAGUGAAGUAUACGGCUGACCGUUACUGAUUGGAGAACGAGAAGAAAGAGAGCAGAAAAGAAACAGACUUCAUCUCUACAACGAUUUAACUUAACCUACUGGAAUCCUCUGUAUACCUGUCCUAAAUACAACAGCACACGUUUAUUUAGUAUUUAUCGGACCAGUUUCACCUUUACGAAGCACAACAAAGCCUGGUAACCUGCUCACUGUUCCCUCCCCUCACUGCCAGCACCCUGAAUGAUGACCAAACGUUUCUUCUCCAUUUCAUUCCCUUCUCUCCAUCUUCAGUUUUCAGUCAGUGAUGUAGUACCUAACCGACAACCACCUAUGACUCCGUAUACCGGUAGUUUUACAGAGGUGUGUAUAUUGUGCUUGUGUGUGAGAUCAGAGUUUGCACGCACACGCACACACACACACACACACACACACAGGUGAAUGCUUUGUGGAGCACAUACAGAGCCAUUUUGUAAAGCCGUGACUGCUGGAGGCCGUUCAGAGAGCAGGAGGAGAAAGCUAUGCGUUAACAUUCCCAUACAUCUCAAUGGCAGCUGCUCGGCUGGUGCAGGACACCCCAGAAGUAGAAUUCUGCCAUCUUUGCUCAUGGCCCCUCAAUUUCACA
Sinocyclocheilus rhinocerous is the source of this 6071-nucleotide messenger RNA. RefSeq names its product unconventional myosin-X-like. Bases 1 to 5415 code for a protein of 1804 amino acids. The record is from RefSeq and is a predicted model, not a curated record. Gene Ontology annotation, cellular component: axonal growth cone; myosin complex; cytoskeleton. The transcript has 37 exons. Gene Ontology annotation, molecular function: cytoskeletal motor activity; ATP binding. NCBI's taxonomy places the organism in Eukaryota, Metazoa, Chordata, Actinopteri, Cypriniformes, Cyprinidae. Gene Ontology annotation, biological process: axon extension.